GAGAAAACUCUCUCUCUCUCUCUCUCUCUGCGAUUCGCCAAGAACACCAGCAUGACGAAGCACGCGGCGGAGCACGGCUCGUUCUCGGCCAAGGACUACCAAGACCCCCCGCCGGCGCCGCUGAUCGACCCGGUGGAGCUGGGCAAGUGGUCGUUCUACAGGGCCCUCAUCGCCGAGUUCAUCGCCACCCUCCUCUUCCUCUACAUCACCGUGCUGACCGUGAUCGGUUACAAGAGCCAGACCGACGACAAGAAGCCCGGCACCGACGCCUGCGGCGGCGUCGGCAUCCUCGGCAUCGCCUGGGCCUUCGGCGGCAUGAUCUUCGUCCUCGUCUACUGCACCGCCGGCAUCUCAGGUGGUCACAUCAACCCGGCGGUGACAUUCGGGCUGUUCCUGGCGCGGAAGGUGUCGCUGGUGCGGGCCAUAAUGUACAUGGUGGCUCAGUGCCUGGGGGCCAUCUGUGGAGUCGGCCUGGUGAAGCUCUUCCAGAAGUCGUACUACGAGCAGUACGGCGGCGGGGCCAACAUGCUCGCCGAGGGGUACAAGACCCGCGUCGGGCUGGGCGCGGAGAUCAUCGGCACGUUCGUGCUAGUCUACACCGUCUUCUCGGCCACCGACCCCAAGAGGAGCGCCAGAGACUCCCAUGUUCCGGUUUUGGCUCCUCUGCCAAUUGGAUUUGCGGUGUUCAUGGUUCACUUGGCCACCAUUCCCAUCACCGGAACCGGCAUCAACCCAGCGAGGAGUCUCGGCGCUGCUGUUAUCUACAACAAGGAUAAGGCCUGGGAUGAUCAGUGGAUCUUCUGGGUAGGACCAUUCAUUGGGGCAGCCAUUGCAGCUUUCUACCACCAGUUCAUACUGAGGGCAGGAGCAGUUAAAGCUCUUGGAUCAUUCAGGAGCAACCCUUAGUCUAUUUUCACAGCUUGUUACUGCCCUUCUCCUUCUAUUUUGUUCUCUCAUGAGGGAAAACAAAAAAGACAAAAGAGAGGGGGAAAGAGAGAGAGAGAGGAGAGAGAGAAGAGACUUGGAAGGAGAUUGUGAUAAAGUCACAUGGUGGUGGGGGGAUUUUCUUUAAUCAUAAACUGUAGAGAGAUGGAAAAUCCUUUGUGUUAUGGUGCGAGGGGGGGCCGUAUGUAACUGUGUCUUUGUUCUUUGUAUGCUGUGCACUACAUUCAUAUGUGAAUUCUCUCUUCUGUUUCGUUGCUA
Molecule: messenger RNA, 1203 nt
Organism: Eucalyptus grandis
Lineage: Eukaryota; Viridiplantae; Streptophyta; Magnoliopsida; Myrtales; Myrtaceae
Product: aquaporin PIP2-1
Exons: 4
Coding region: 52-906 (284 amino acids)
Biological process (GO): transmembrane transport
Cellular component (GO): plasma membrane
Molecular function (GO): water channel activity
Source: RefSeq, a predicted model, not a curated record